Messenger RNA from Pantherophis guttatus, 1789 nucleotides. RefSeq names its product TBC/LysM-associated domain containing 2 (gene TLDC2). The record is from RefSeq and is a predicted model, not a curated record. NCBI's taxonomy places the organism in Eukaryota, Metazoa, Chordata, Lepidosauria, Squamata, Colubridae. Gene Ontology annotation, cellular component: nucleus. Gene Ontology annotation, biological process: response to oxidative stress.
AGAAUUAUUCUUAAAUUCUAGAAUUUGUAAACUGGUCAAACAUUUUAGGUAAUAGGGAGAUAACCAUUUUAUUUUUAAAAAAGUUGGAAGAUGCACUUUUGGUCAAGUUAUACAUUUUAGAAACACUCCACAAGCAAUUCCAUCCACAGACACAUUGAUUUAUAACCAGCCUACGAAUCCCUCAGAAUCUAAAUCAACCACACAGCCAACCAGAGACAGCACCAACCCUCAACCAACCCAUGCAACUCCCCCACCAGCAGUUCACCUCCCAAUGACCCUGACCUGAUGUAACCUCCCUAUCACAUGACCUGUCACAAGACUCUCACUGAUGACUCACACCUGACCCAUCACAAGACCCUCACUCGACACACCCACAUCCGAAGCCCUUAUAAACAGAAGAACAUUGACACUGACAUCCCCUAAACUCUGCUGAAGAUGUUACCUAGCCUGGUAAUGAAAUGUUUGGAAACCAACCCACAAGCUCAGAGAAUGAACCUUCACCCUCAUUUUAGAAACAUUUAAUCAGAUAUAUUCUCCUCCUGAUUUUUAAUAUUCCAGAUCUACUAAUCCAAACUGCUGGCUUUCUACAUUUCUGAAUACUUUUCUGCAAGAUUCUCUGCUCAUUUCUCCUUUGAAAAAUCAGCUUGGGAACAAUUUUGACCUUUUGUAGUUUAUCCCACCUAUGUUGGCAAUUCCAGCCAAUUGAUCCACUUCCACACACUUGUAAAGCUACAGAUUGGAAAUAAAAGAACUGAAAAGAUUUUAAAGAGAUUUGUUUUGUAUGAUCUUAGAUGAGAGCAUCUGUGAAACAGGAAGCUUAACUUCUGAAGAGAAGGGAUAAAGUGCACAGUGUUUACAGGGGAGUGUUCUCCUCAGGUUAUCGGCAGACACCUGUUCUCCAUACACGCUCUGCCGGUAAAAAACACUCCUCUCCAGGGCUGUGGUUUGGACAAUCAUAGAAAGAAUGAAAACUCCACGCUACCGUUACAUUCUUCUGCCCAAUCUGGGUGAUGAAACUUUGUCUCUAGAACCUGAAGAGGAAGCUGAUGGGCUAGACUCAAUCAGGACAAGUGCAGAUGAUCCAUCCGAAGUUGCAGAAGAAUUGAAUGAGCCUGUACUGAAUGCUCAAAGUAGCAUCUUGCACACAGAAGAAAUCCAACAGCUAACUCCACAUCUCCCUCCGCGAGUGACUGCCUAUCCCUGGAACCUUGUCUACUGUACAGCAAGGGACGGAUUUAGUCUGAAGACCAUGUAUAGAAGCAUGAGCAACUUGGCCUCUCCUGUGUUAUUGGUUAUCAGGGAUACUGAUGGACAGAUAUUUGGAGCUUUUUCUUCUACAGCUAUUCAUGUGAGCAGUUGUUUUUAUGGCAAUGGAGAAACAUUUCUGUUCUCUUUCACUCCACAACUCAAGGUAUUUAAAUGGACAGGCAAAAAUACCUUCUUCAUGAAAGGAGAUGCAGAUUCUUUAGCCAUUGGUGGAGGCAGUGGUAAAUUUGGACUCUGGCUAGAUGGAGAUCUGAACCAUGGAGGAAGCCAUCCCUGUGAAACCUUCAAUAAUGAGGCAUUAUCACCCAAAGAGGAAUUCCUCAUCCGAGACUUGGAAGUUUGGACACUAUCUUAACUGGAAGAAAAAUCAAGACAUCUCUUCAUGCACUUUCCAAGCACUUAAGAGGAUUUGGCCAGUAGUCCUGCAUCAAUUUGUCAAAUCCCCCUCAAAUGAGGAUAGUCCUCUUGUGGAUUCCCUGUCUUUAUAGAUUGGGAAGAAAGAAAUCAAUGCUGGAGAAUCUUA